Messenger RNA from Protopterus annectens (West African lungfish), 4676 nucleotides. It is a transcript of the gene SSBP2, whose product is annotated as single stranded DNA binding protein 2. The record is from RefSeq and is a predicted model, not a curated record. The transcript has 17 exons. Gene Ontology annotation, molecular function: single-stranded DNA binding; protein binding. Gene Ontology annotation, biological process: positive regulation of transcription by RNA polymerase II. NCBI's taxonomy places the organism in Eukaryota, Metazoa, Chordata, Ceratodontiformes, Protopteridae. The coding region runs from base 180 to 1280 and encodes 366 amino acids. Gene Ontology annotation, cellular component: nucleus.
CUCUAAGCUAUCUAGGGUGACUUGUCAAUCAAAUUUGUUACCAUAGCAAAAAGGCCGUGCUUAAAAAUGCAGCGACCAAUUGGACGUGAGCGCUCGCUAUGUCGCUAUGGUGACUAGGUUGUUCCCGGUGAGGCUGUGAUGGGUUGACAGGUGCGUGACAAUCGGAGCUCUCUGUAAGCAUGUACGCCAAAGGCAAGAGUAACAGUGUACCGUCCGACAGCCAGGCCAGAGAAAAGUUAGCACUGUAUGUUUAUGAGUAUCUACUCCACGUGGGAGCACAGAAAUCUGCACAGACAUUUCUCUCUGAGAUACGAUGGGAAAAGAACAUAACGUUAGGAGAGCCUCCAGGAUUCCUGCAUUCAUGGUGGUGUGUCUUCUGGGAUCUUUACUGUGCAGCACCAGAAAGACGAGAAACCUGUGAACAUUCAAGUGAAGCAAAAGCUUUUCAUGAUUACAGUGCUGCUGCAGCACCCAGUCCAGUGCUUGGAAACAUUCCAUCAGGAGAUGGUAUGUCAGUGGGGCCAGUUCCUCCAGGCUUCUUCCAGCCAUUUAUGUCACCUCGAUAUCCUGGAGGUCCACGACCAUCUCUCAGAAUACCCAAUCAGGGACUUGGAGCUGUAGCAGGAAGUCAGACAUUACUUUCUAGUGGAAUGGAUCCUACAAGACAGCAAGGACAUCCAAACAUGGGAGGACCAAUGCAACGAAUGACUCCGCCACGAGGGAUGGUUCCCCUAGGACCACAGUCUGAUCCUUGGUUAUCAUUGCAGAGUUACGGAAGUGUAAUGAGGCCCCCAAUGAACGCUGGAAUUCCUGGAAUGCCUGGAAUGAACAUGGGUCCAGGAGGCAACAGGCCAUGGCCAAAUCCAUCUAAUGCCAACUCUAUACCAUACUCAUCAGCGUCUCCUGGGAAUUAUGUGGGUCAGCCUGGCAGUGGAGGCCCACCAGGAACACCCAUAAUGCCCAGUCCGGCAGAAUCAACCAACUCUGGAGAUAACAUGUAUACAUUGAUGAAUACAGUACCUUCUGGAGGCAGUAGGACCAAUUUCCCAAUUGGUCCUGGGUCAGAUGGCCCAAUGAGUGGGAUGGGAGCCAUGGAACCGCAUCAUAUGAAUGGGUCAUUAGGUUCAGGAGAUCUAGACAGUAUUUCAAAGAACUCUCCUAGCAACUUGAGUCUAAGUAAUCAGCCUGGGACUCCAAGGGAUGAUGGAGAAAUGGGCGGUAAUUUUCUGAACCCUUUCCAGAAUGAAAGUUACUCUCCAAGCAUGACAAUGAGUGUGUGAUCAUUUGCUGUUUUCAUCAAACUUUCAGACAGACCUCUUCAAAGAGCCACCUCUGGAAUGGAAUAUUAUUACAGUGCAGAGUAAACAAAAGACAGGAUGAAAAACCAAAUCUACUUUCCCUUUUUCUGGGAAAAGAUGUCCCUUAUUUUAUUGAUUAAUAUAGCUGUAAAAAUGGAACUGAAUUCAGAAAUUGCCCUGAACUGAAUUGCAGUCAGUUGUGUUUGUACAUAUCUUCAUAGGGCACUGUGAGAAAUAAAUUCCAAUCAGAAAAUGUAGAAAGUUUUUAUUGCUUUUUUUUGCAUUUACAUUUUAAUGAAUGUGAUUAUACUUUGUUUUCCUAAAAUAAAAGUGUCUGCGGUAUACAUAUAUGUCAACACUUACUAAUUUAUCUGUUCAAGCCAGUUUCAUAACAAAGUUUAAUUUGUUGUAAAAUUGUACAGUUGUGGAUGAAAUGAAACUCUUGAGGGGUCAUAUACCAAAUAUUUCAUAUUUUCUCCUAUGUCAAGAACUACAAGAAAUGGAAGAAAAUCCAUAGAAACAGAAGAAAUGCAAGACUUAUUUUCUUAACAGCUUUUCUUGUUCUUUUUUUGUGCCUUCAGUAGUACAAAACAUUUUCAGCUUUUAUUUAAUACCGAGCGAUCAAAUUCCUCUCGUUACCCAAAUUAAAAUGCCAAACUCCUUGACUUAAUGUGUUAACCUACAUAUUUUAAAGCAGCUAUUGCAAAUCACAAUACUUGUCACACAUCAGUUUGCCAAAUUUGUGCACCUUUUGUUUAUUUUAUUACUCUCACAAGUUAAUUUGUGAGUAAGUGGAGUAUUGUUGAUUGCUGCCUUUUUAAGAGAUUGCAUUUGGCAUGUUUACUGUGGAGAAGCUCUUGUUUGUCUUUAAUUAUACACAUACACUGUAAUGUUAUAGUGAGCUUUGCUUUCGGGUCAAAAACUUUCAUUAUUGUUGUGACUCAUUCAUUUAUAGAUUUGUUUUUUACAGUUCCAUUUUGGUAAUUGCACAUUUCUUUAAAUGACUUGUACACUAUGAUUUUUUACUUUACGUAGUUUGAGAACUGCUGCUUGAAGUAAGUACAAAAAAAUUACUGGGAUCUGCUAAUGCUAUUUAUUAUGUAUAAAUUAAACUAACCUUAAUAUUAAUAAGUAGAAUAAAAAAUGUGAAAUGUAUUAUUUGACUUAGGGAGUAAUGCCAUCAUUUGGGCCGUACUUCAAGUAAUCUGAAAGCAACCAAUCAUUCAUAUGUAAGAAUUUAGCUCACUUGUAUAAAUAACUCUAGUAGAACUUUAUCUCAGUUAGUAGAAGUACAAUGACUUGCCAUUUCGAUUGUUGUGGUAUAAUAUCCUGUAUUAGGUAUGAGAAAGUAAUUUAUUGAACAUCCUUGACAGUUUACGUACUACAAAAAUGAAUAUAUUUUAAACCAUUUGCAGCACAGACCAGCAGUGUUGCAAAUUUUGAAUUCUCUAAAGUGUGUUUUAUUUUCCUGAGUUAUGGUUGCUAAGAGGCUGUUUUGUUUGAAAUGUAAAAGGUUGUGACUCUAAAGCAUUUUUGCUAUACAAGCCAUUCUGGAUGUUCCUUGUAGCAAUUCUAAAUGAUAAUGUAGACAUCUAGUAGUCAUACUGCUGAAAGAUUGCAGGGGGGGCAUCUCAGAUGUCUUUGUUCUGUUUUUCAUUUAUUAUCCACAUUACUACAUAGUCAGAUCUGCUUUGCAUUUUUUGCAAUAGCAAUUUUUAUGUAUGUUGUUUCCUGGUGAUCUAAAAUAAAACAUCAUCAACAUAUGUAGUAUAAAAGACUUUUAAGUAUGGUAAGAAGCAUUUUUGUGAUAAACUUGUUGUAAAGUUUUUGAAAUAUUGCUUUGUACAUAGAAUAUAUUGUAUGUACUGUCCAAUUUGUCAGCUUGUGUAAGUAUAAAAGCACCAUGCUUCUACUAAAUACUCCACUUGCCUUUAUUUAAUGAUUUAUUACAAAUCUGUCAGAUGAUGAGUGUGCUUUAAAAUGUGCUUUGAGUUAUUUUAAGCGAGUUUGUUAUCACUGUCAGACUGAAAAUGUAUUUUACUAAUAUACAUGUCUCUGUUUAUAAAUGUAUCAAUAAGAUUGUUUAAAGUGACUACUACUAAGCUCUUGACAUUUGUUUUUAUUUCUAUAACACAGGCGCUACAGUAGACUCAUGUUUUAAAAUCUAUACUUUACUCUCAAAUACAAUCAUUUUCUUAAAGAUACUUGCUUUUUGUACCAUCUGAUAUAUAUUAUCUUGCUUUAUGUAGUACCCUUUCAAGCAGAAAAUCCAAUUCUAAUUUAAUAGCCUUCUGAAACUGGAUACAAGCUAUAGUUACUGUACUUGAAAAUAAAAAUAACACAGCAAAUCAAAAGUGCAUUUGAAAUUAAUGCACUCUAUUAGAAAUGGAUAUUGUCUAGUAGAUCUCAGUUUAUUGUACCACUGAAUAAUACUAAUCUGAAGAUAAUAUUUAAUACUUGUAAAAUGCACUAGAAAGCCAUUGCUGUUUGCUGAAUGCACUAUAACAUUCCUAUGAUCAGGACAAUGCUAACAGUUUUUUUUUUCAUUGUUUUUAAAUAACCUGCUGUUCUAAAGGCAAUAAUCAAAGUGGUUAUAGUCCUAUGUGAUUCAAUUUGGCAUCUCUUCUAAUGACAGAAAAUAGGCAUUUUAAUUUUAGAUAGUUGUAGAGUAAUGUCAUUUUUUUUUCAUUUGAGAGAUUGUUGUAAAUUUAGCUGCGUUUUGUUAGCUUCUUCCAGGAAUAAUUGACAGACAGUUUUUAUAAAGGUUGCAGUGGCUUGUGUUAUUUUACUUUGGGCAUCUUGUAUGCAUAAACUUUAAUUAGAUUUUUGUUUAUGUUGCAUGGACUGUUAACAUAGGAUCUGGGAUUAUAUAGCUAUGUUCAUUGAUGACAUUAUACAACAAUAACCCAUGUUGCAAGUCUGGGUCCUUUUAAUUUGCACAAGCUAAUGCAAUGAUUUUUAAUGGUAAUUUUAUAGAUGGCUGUCUAAUUUCAGUAAGUUGCUGUUCUGGGAAUAAUAAUGCUGUAUAAAUUAUACUUUUUUGUUUAAGAAAUGUGUUCAGUAUUGGCUGAUACUAGAAAGUACUAUUGUAAAACAAAUCAGUUGUAUACUUCAUUAACUGUUUUCAUGCCCAUCACAACAAUUUUUUUCUUAUUUUUGCCAUGUUAAUCCUGAUGUCUAUUUUCUAGUGGGCUGUUUGAGUUUGCAUUUUCCAUUGCAGGAAUGACCAGGGAUAUUUAGGUGAAUGGAAUUCAUUUGGGGGUUGCUUAAGAAAAAUAUUUUGGCAAAAAAAAAAUCAUACAUUUGUAUUAAAUACAUUUUGCUUGUGGUUGUAGUGCAGUGUUGCUAUCCAUUAAUAAACUUGUUUUUAUCACUGUC